This is a messenger RNA of Encephalitozoon romaleae SJ-2008, 393 nucleotides long. RefSeq names its product homeobox domain-containing protein. The record is from RefSeq and is a predicted model, not a curated record. Lineage: Eukaryota; Fungi; Microsporidia; Unikaryonidae. Gene Ontology annotation, biological process: regulation of DNA-templated transcription. The transcript has a single exon. Gene Ontology annotation, molecular function: DNA-binding transcription factor activity, RNA polymerase II-specific; DNA binding. Bases 1 to 393 code for a protein of 130 amino acids.
AUGGCUGCCGAAAAAACUAAGAAUGUGAAGGAGUUGGAAGCAGCGCUUGGGCUUCUAAAACUUAGCGGGUUUCAAAUGAACAGGUAUUGUGCUGGAAAACAGAUGAGGAAAACAAGGCUACAGACCUGUGUUUUGAACAGGAUAUUUGAAAUAUCGAAAUUUCCCUCUUCAAAGACAAUAAUUGAUCUUGCACUGCUUAUCAAUGUCCAUCCAAAAUCUAUCCAGAAAUGGUUUCAGAACACAAGGCAGGCUAUAAGGAAGAAAGGAUGUGCGAAAGGAAUUCUUGUGUUGGCUGAUCCUGAGGAGCAUAGUGCUAUGGACAUACCUCUUCCUGUUUUGGCGGACAUUGUCGAGGUGGAGAAGCGGAUUGUGUCAAGAUUCGGGCUAGAAUGA